GCUAGGAAUCUGCUUUUUCUUUUUUGACAUGUGGUGAUGGUUUGUGGUGUGUGUAGAUUGAACGCACAAAGCCUCAGAACACUAAACAGAAUAACAGAUACCUUCUCUCUUUCAGUUUGCAGCCUAGCUUUGAGAGAGAAAGGAUGGUUGAUGCAACUAUAUCAUUUGCUAUCGAAAAGCUGAGUGACUUCCUUACUCAGGAAGUUAACAUUAGAUUAGGAGUGAGAGAUGGUGUGAGGUGGCUUAAAGAUGAGUUGGGUUACCUCCAAUCUGCUGUACGCCAGGCAGAGCUAAAUCAAGAAUUGAAUCCUCUGAUCCGCCAAUGGAUAAACAACGUCAAAGAUGUCGCCAAUGAUGCUGUAAUCAUCCUGGAGAGGUUUAGCACCCUCCAGGAAGAAGAAGAUGCAGCUCCCAGAAAAAGCAUUCUUGGUUGUUUGCGGAGCUCUAUUUGCAUGUGUAGGAAAGAAGCCAAGCUCUACGAUAUUGGCAAGGAGAUCGAAUCACUGAGAGGAAGAGUCGUUGAGAUCAAGAACAGGAGAGAUGAGUAUGGUAUUACCAACAUCUUAGCCAAUCCGAUUGUGCAACAGAGAAAGAGAACAGUACUGAGAGCAACCUCCUUUGAAAACCAGGUCGAUGUGGUUGGUUUUGAGGAUGAUUUUAAGACUUUGUUUGCUGAACUUGUUGGAGAGGAUCCCUCCCUUAAAGUGAUUUCCAUUCACGGAAUGGGGGGGUUGGGGAAGACCACACUCGCUAGUAAGUUGUACGACUCUGGCAAGUUGAACCAUUUUAAUUGCCGUGCUUGGGUUUGUGUGUCCCAAGAAUAUAACAUUAAAGAUGUUUUAAGGACAAUAAUAAAGUCUAUUAUGGACCAUGAACCGACAAAUAAUCUGGAUAACAUGAAUGAGGUCGACUUGCUGCAGCACUUGCGGAAGUUACUGCUAGGGCGUGAUCGAUAUCUGGCUGUGAUUGAUGAUAUAUGGGAUAUAGAGGCUUGGGAAAAGAUUAAAAAAGCCUUUCCAGAUAACAAAAACGGUAGCAGAGUCAUUAUAACCACCCGGAACAAGAUAAUUGCUCAGAGAGUAGAUGACAGAUGCUUUGUCCAUGCACUCCGCUUUCUUAGGGAAGAUGAGAGCUGGGAUUUGUUCUGUAAAAGAGCAAAACCAUUAAAGAAUCUGGAGCAGUUAGGAAAAGAGAUGGUAGGAAAAUGUGGAGGUUUACCACUUGCAAUCAUGGUAUUGAGUGGGUUAUUGUUGCACAAGAACAGCUACGAGGAAUGGGUAAAGGUGAAGAACGAUAUUUGGAGACAACUGAAGGGUGAAUCUGCAGAGAUCCAAGACAUACUCAACUUGAGUUAUUAUGACUUGUCUUUCCAGAUAAGACAAUGUUUUCUCUACCUUGCAAGGUUCCCUGAAGACCAUGCUUUUAAAGUCAACAAUCUAAAGCUGUUAUGGAUUGCAGAGGAAUUCAUAUCAGAAGCUGACGAAGAAGAUGGAGUAAGCAUGGAGGAUGUGGCUGAGAAUUACCUGAUUGAGCUUAUUAAUCGCAAUAUGAUUUGGAUAGAGAAAUGGUAUUGGGGCGAAAAAGUUCAUACAUGUCGGAUGCAUGAUCUUGUACGCGAUCUUGCUAUACAAAAGUCCAAGGAGGAAAAAUUGUUGGGAAUUUUCGACUCAAGUAAACUUCAUACAAGUCCCAUUCGUUUAUUGCAGGAACAACCACGACAUGUCAUUUACAAUGAUUACGGUAAGUACUCGAAAUUACUUGGGCCUGGUUUCUCAGAUUUAAAGUUACGUUCGUUAGCAAUAACUAGUACACUCGCAUCUGAAGAUAUGAAGUUGAUCUGCAGAUUUAAAUAUAUCAAAGUGUUAGACUUGACCAAUGGAAUCUCAAACAUAAUACCAGAUGAAAUUGGGGAUUUGGUUCUCCUAAAGUUCUUUGGCUUAAUGAGAUCUAAUGGAGGAACUUUGGUAAUUCCUCCAACAAUCAGGAAGCUGAAAAAACUACAGACUCUGUGCAGUUUAGGAUAUUCUGGAUAUAAAUUGCCUGUUGAGAUAUGUGAGCUUAAAGGGUUAAGGCAUCUAAGAUUUCAAAAUAAUUACGUUACAGAAGUGACACGAAGUAUGAAGAUUAGCAGCCACCAAACAGAGCUCCAGACUGUGGAUGGUAUGUUGUUUGAGAAUUGGAUCCAGAUUGAUACUCUCAAUUUGAUCCACCUCCAUACACUAACUAUAUUAACUUCAUCCACAGAAGGGAUUGCUUAUAGUUUGGACUCCCUAGCUAAUUUAUCAAAUCUCCAAUCAUUCAUCCUCAAAUUUAACAGUGGUGUUAUUCCUACAAUCAAACCUCUUUCGUUUUGCAAACGUCUCAAGGCUGUCACGUUGCAUGGUACAAUAGGUGAUCGAUCAGAAUUAGGCUUUUUGCCACUUUCAGUCACGAAUAUAACACUAACUGGUAGUAAGCUCAUGGAAGAUCCAAUGCCCACUCUGGAAAGAUUGUCGAAUCUUAUAGGCCUUGACCUGGAUGCAGUGUACAUGGGGAAGAUAAUGGUGUGCAGUAAUGACGCGUUACCAUGCCUAAAAUACUUAAUAAUACGUAAUUUCCGCAAUCUGGAAGAAUGGCUGGUUGAGGAUGGAGCCCUGUCUUCUCUUAAAAAUUUUGAAACAUCUGGUUGUGAGAAGCUGAAGAAAUAUCCAGUGAAACGUGUUUCGUUUGGAAGUUAUAUAGCUACUGUUUGGUAUCUUUGAAAAGAGUUGUAAGCCUAUAUGGCUAUAUCGUAUGUAUUAAAUUUAUGAAUUGUAAAUAAAUUUAUUCACUCACUGUUUAGCAUA
Messenger RNA from Daucus carota subsp. sativus, 2825 nucleotides. RefSeq names its product putative disease resistance RPP13-like protein 3. The transcript has a single exon. NCBI's taxonomy places the organism in Eukaryota, Viridiplantae, Streptophyta, Magnoliopsida, Apiales, Apiaceae. Gene Ontology annotation, molecular function: ADP binding. Bases 144 to 2741 code for a protein of 865 amino acids. Gene Ontology annotation, biological process: defense response to other organism. The record is from RefSeq and is a predicted model, not a curated record.